AGGGUGCCCACAGCCUCCUCUUUGUGGCGAGGACACGGGCAGCCUCAGGUGCGGCAGGGGAAGAGCUAGGAUCAGGGAAGAGCUGCUCCCGCCAGCCCGCCCACCGUAGAUCUCCGUGCUGAAAAGAGCACCCCCUCGGGGGCCCCUUUGUCUCCAGGCCAUUCCAAACUCAGCACCGGGAGACGACACAAAGGGACGGUGGGGGCGGAAGGCGCAGGCGCGGGGAACCGCCGAGGAUGCUGGGAGUGGUGGUCCCUCUGCGCGUCGGUAGAUGCCCUCCCGCGCGGGUCUGCAUCCAUCGCCAGGGAGCUGCGCAUGCGCGUUCACUUCCGCCUCGCUCGGCCCCGCCCGCUCGGCACUCCGGGAAGAGGACAGCUCUCUAGUUCUAGGCGUGCGGGGGGCGUUGCCGGCCCCACCACACCUCCUUCUCGUCCAGAUUGGCCGCAGAGAGAUCCUGAAGGAGCUGGAUGACUACUAUGAGAAGUUCAAACGGGAGACGGACGGCACCCAGAAGAGGCGGGUGCUGCACUGCAUCCAGAGGGCCCUGAUCCGGAGCCAGGAGCUGGGCGAUGAGAAGAUCCAGAUCGUGAGUCAGAUGGUGGAGUUGGUGGAGAACCGCAGCAGGCAGGUGGACAGUCACGUGGAGCUCUUCGAAGCACACCAGGACAUCAGUGACGGCACCGGUAGCGGCGGCAAGGCAGGACAGGACAAGUCGAAGAGCGAGGCGAUCACACAGGCGGACAGGCCGAAUAACAAGCGGUCCCGGAGGCAGCGGAACAACGAGAACCGGGAGAAUGCAUCCAACAAUCAUGACCAUGACGACAUCACCUCAGGAACGCCCAAGGAGAAGAAAGCCAAAACCUCAAAGAAGAAGAAACGCUCCAAGGCCAAAGCAGAGAGGGAGGCAUCUCCCGCAGACCUUCCCAUUGACCCCAACGAGCCCACGUACUGUCUGUGCAAUCAGGUCUCCUACGGAGAGAUGAUUGGCUGUGACAAUGAUGAGUGCCCCAUCGAGUGGUUCCACUUUUCUUGCGUGGGACUCAACCAUAAACCAAAGGGCAAGUGGUACUGCCCCAAAUGUCGUGGGGAGAGUGAGAAGACAAUGGACAAAGCCUUGGAGAAGUCCAAGAAAGAAAGGGCUUAUAACAGGUAGUUAGUGGACACUCACCGGCCACCGACAACAAAACCCACCAGUGUAUUUAUGAUGUCGCUGCCUUCUCGGAAGUAUGAGGACGGUCAGAUGAGUAUUUUUAGAGAAAUGGAUCCUCUCCUCGGGAUGGCGGAAACAGCCUGUUGUCUUCAUGGUGUACCUUGUUACCAGACCGGGUAUGCAGAUCAGCAGUCUAGAAACUACAAAUACAGGUUCGAAUUAAACACGUCAGCAAGUGUCAGACUGAUUUUUGGGGUUGGGGAGUGACUUGGAAGUAACCUAACAAAUGUAUAAAGAAGAGACUUAAUUUGGCUGUUUUAACAAAAAUGUUACAGUUUACAAAAAACAAAACAAAACAAAAAAAACAAAUUGGCCAGGUUGCUGAAGCACUCACGGCAAGUGUUCUUCUCACUGCCAUGAUGUGUGCACACGGCAAGUUGGUGGUCCGAAGUCUAAAUAUUAUUAUUUUUUAAAAGAGGUAAAUGGGUAAAUUUUACAUGACAUAUUUUAUACAUGGCCUAUUCCCCAACUGGCCAUUUUUAAUGACUGGGUACAUUUUUAAUAGGUCAGACACACACGGUCCAGGCAGUGGGUCCGAGUCUUGCCUUUGCUACCCUAGGUCAUGGUGUAGCCACCCUUAACUUAUAUGAAGUGUAUAAAUGUACAUUUCCCAGCCACCUUGCCCCCGCUGUAUCAUAACCGGAAGUGCAGCCUGGUGCCUCUAUGAAGCCAAGGUGCGUUUCCUGCUGUGUGUGUGAGCUGGAUAGAUGCUGCGUCAGGAGAUAAAUGAAACUUGGCCAGUACGUUUCUUUAGCAUUUAAUUUUAACAUACAAAUAAUUUUAAAUUUUUGUCUUAAAAAUUUAUACACCAGCAGUUUAGACAAAGCCUUAAGCAAAUUGUAUAUUAUUGAUCUCACGUAAUAAGGAAGUAGACAUUAUGUCCAUGCCAGCAAAUCCGUGUCAAAAGUAUUUAGAGCAGAGGUUAGGAAGUGACUGUGCUUGUGAGGUCUAGCCCCACCAUCUGUUUUUGUAUGACCCGUGAGCUAAGAAUGGUCUCUUAUGUUUCUGAGUGGUUUCCAAAAUCACAUUUCAUGAUACACGGAAGUCCUAUGAAAUGAAGAUUUGCGUGUCUAUAAAUAAAGACUCAUUGGAACACA
Apodemus sylvaticus (European woodmouse) is the source of this 2307-nucleotide messenger RNA. It is a transcript of the gene Ing1, whose product is annotated as inhibitor of growth family member 1. Gene Ontology annotation, biological process: positive regulation of DNA-templated transcription. Bases 272 to 1153 code for a protein of 293 amino acids. NCBI's taxonomy places the organism in Eukaryota, Metazoa, Chordata, Mammalia, Rodentia, Muridae. Gene Ontology annotation, cellular component: nucleus. The transcript has 2 exons. The record is from RefSeq and is a predicted model, not a curated record.